AGCUGAAGACGGAAAUAUCUUAUUUCUUGUGCAAGAUAUCUUAAAUCUUAGGAUUCUCUUUAGCCUUAUAUUAACUGCCAUUCCAAUAUUGGAUGAUAGAUACGCCAAUUCCACGGAUUCCGAAGUUACUUCAAUUAUUCCUAAGGAAGGAUUCUUCUUAGAGUACGAUCAAGAGACUGAACGAGAACCACUGGAUUGGACAAGUUUGUAUAGUAACAGGCAAUAUACAAUUAGAGCUGUUAAAGAAACUAUUUAUUUUAAUUUUUCAUGUGGAACCGCAUAUAUUUUUAAAACAUUAAAUCCAUUAAAGUUUGGUCUUGAAUAA
Molecule: messenger RNA, 325 nt
Organism: Funneliformis mosseae
Lineage: Eukaryota; Fungi; Glomeromycota; Glomeromycetes; Glomerales; Glomeraceae
Source: the annotation of a GenBank genome assembly